AUGCAUGGUGGCGCGACUCGCACGGGGCGGCUGUUCUGGGCGGCCAACGUGCUGCUGCAGAGCCGCUCGGAGGCGCCUUAUGGCUAUGUCGCCAAGGUCUCCGACUUUGGCCUCAGCCGAGUGCUCAACGCCGGCGCGACGCACCGGUCGACGCGCACGUUUGGCACCAUCACCCACAUGGGGCCGGAGGUGCUGCGAUUGGGGAAGAUCAGCCCCGCCGCCGACGUGUACGCCUUUGGCAUCCUGAUGUGGGAGCUCUUCACAGGCAGCCUGGCUUUUGGCAGCAUGCACUAUGGAGAGGUGUUUGAGCGGGUCGUGCUGCACGACGCCCGCCCUCCCCUGCCCCCGGGCAUGCCCGAGCCCUUUGAGCUGCUGAUGACAAGCUGCUGGCACUCGGACCCGCUGCGGCGCCCCGCGUUCGAUUCCGUCCUCAGGUGCUUGCAGCUGAUGCUUCAAGAGGAGCAGGUUCAGGACGCCCAUGCCGCCGCCGCACCCUCCGCGCCGCCGUCCGCGGGCGCCGCGGAGCACUCUGGCGGCCCGGGCGCCGGCCCGGCCGACGCGGCCGCGCGGCGCGGGGCCGGCGGGGAGCCCGCGAGCGGCUCGGCCCUCUCGAACAGCGUCUUCAUCAGAGACCUCUGA
This is a messenger RNA of Monoraphidium neglectum, 639 nucleotides long. RefSeq lists its product as hypothetical. Gene Ontology annotation, biological process: protein phosphorylation. Bases 1 to 639 code for a protein of 212 amino acids. Gene Ontology annotation, molecular function: ATP binding; protein kinase activity. The record is from RefSeq and is a predicted model, not a curated record. The transcript is spliced from 6 exons. NCBI's taxonomy places the organism in Eukaryota, Viridiplantae, Chlorophyta, Chlorophyceae, Sphaeropleales, Selenastraceae.